UGUGAACUCCGCUAUUUCAUUCAUUCCUCAGACUAGUACAUAAACAUAAACAUACAUGAACUCUCUGUUUCACCACCCUCUUAUCUUGCGCACUCCCUCUUGUUCACACUCUCUGGCCGCCACUACAACCAUGACUAUGGCCGCCUCCCUCGCUCUACCUUCAAUUUCUUUCCAAAAGCACUCUUUUUUCAAUGGCUCUUCUACUGUUUCUUUUACUAAACUGGGAGCUCCACGCUUUGGUCGAUCUGGGGUUUUUAUGAGCGUCUCUGUUGGAAGUCAAACGCUUGUUGAUGAUGCCCUCUUUGCUGACUACAAACCCACCUCUGCUUUCUUGUUUCCUGGUCAGGGUGCACAAGCAGUCGGAAUGGGAAAAGAAGCCCAGAGUGUGCCUGCUGCAGCAAAGCUGUACGAGAAAGCAAAUGAUAUCUUAGGGUUUGAUCUUCUAGAAAUUUGCACCAAUGGACCAAAAGAUAAGUUAGAUUCAACUGUUAUAAGCCAGCCUGCCAUCUAUGUCACAAGCUUAGCGGCAGUUGAGCUGCUCCGAUCUCGUGAUGGAGGCCAACAAAUAAUUGAUUCUGUUGAUGUUACAUGUGGUCUGAGUUUGGGUGAAUAUACUGCUCUAGCCUUUGCUGGAGCUUUCAGCUUUGAGGAUGGACUUAAGCUGGUCAAACUAAGGGGAGAAGCUAUGCAGGAAGCUGCUGAUGCUGCUAAAAGUGCCAUGAUCAGUGUCAUUGGAUUGGAUUCAGACAAGGUUCAGCAGCUCUGUGAUGCAGCCAAUCAAGAAGUAGAUGAAGAUGAUAAAGUUCAAAUUGCAAAUUAUCUGUGUCCUGGGAAUUAUGCAGUCUCUGGUGGUGUUAAGGGAAUAGAAGCAGUAGAAGCCAAGGCCAAGUCAUUCAAGGCUCGAAUGACGGUACGUCUUGCUGUUGCGGGUGCUUUCCACACUGGUUUCAUGGAACCGGCUGUCUCAAGGUUGGAAGCUGCACUGGCAGCAACCCAGAUCAGAAGUCCAAGAAUACCAGUAAUAUCCAAUGUCGACGCACAGCCACAUGCAGAUCCAGAUACGAUUAAGAAGAUAUUAGCUCGUCAGGUGACUUCUGCUGUCCAAUGGGAAACAACAGUGAAGACUCUUCUCUCCAAAGGGCUGAAGAAGAGUUAUGAAUUGGGAUCAGGAAAGGUUAUUGCCGGCAUUAUCAAGAGAGUGGACAAAAGUGCAGAGAUUGAAAACAUUGCUGCUUAAAAAAAUUUCGAGUAUGAGAGACCAAUUUCAAGAUUUAGUCAACUAUUUGUUUGUAACAUUAAUAUAAUGUAUUAGGUGAGAAUAAUAAUAUAUUUCUUUGUAAACUCAAA
This is a messenger RNA of Pistacia vera, 1347 nucleotides long. Its product is annotated as malonyl CoA-acyl carrier protein transacylase. The coding region runs from base 56 to 1237 and encodes 393 amino acids. The transcript has 10 exons. Lineage: Eukaryota; Viridiplantae; Streptophyta; Magnoliopsida; Sapindales; Anacardiaceae. The record is from RefSeq and is a predicted model, not a curated record. Gene Ontology annotation, molecular function: [acyl-carrier-protein] S-malonyltransferase activity.